AUGACCUCUCACUCACCCGCAAACUUUGGCCGACUUUCCCCGCAACCCCCGCAUGGCCACGUCGGCUGCGGCUCAUCCCCAGUAAGCGCACCAAGGACAUGCCACACACCACGCUUCAUGCCCACAUGCGUGAACAGUGUCAAGGAGCACUCAGCGGACAUGGCAUGGCCCCAAUACUGUUGGCCCGGGCUAGGAACAAAUUCGGCCACGCGUGGGCGGUCACGCACAUCCGCCGGGUCGGAGCGAGCGCGUGCGAUAAUUGGGGAAUGCGCGUGCCCGAAUCCAGCUGCGCGUGCGGAAUGCGGACUACUUUGCCACUCGUCUCAGUGCCACCCACGGUCGCCGCUCCUUGCUACACUUCACAACUCCUCCCCUCCCUCCCCCCCCCCCCCUUCCUCUCAGAGCCCAGGACCACACCCUACACUUGCUGGUUGUGGCCUGCUUUGCAGAUAUGCCGCUCUCACCGCGGUCGUCGCGGACGCGGUCUGCCGAGCCACGGUCCAUGAGCUCACCUCACAGCCUCGAACAGGCGCUCCGUAUCAACGACCUUAUUGCUUCCCAGGCGCUCGCCGCCGACUCGCUGGACGUGGCACUGAAGCACGCGCGCGAGUCGACCUGGGCACUCGAGUCGGCGGUCGGAGUCGGGGCCAAGCGUCGCCGGCGGCCGCUCGACACCGUCUCGGAGUCGACUGAGCGCUCGCUCUCGUCCGAGUCGUCGCUGAGGUCGCGCACGCGGACAUACUCCCGGUCACGUGAUGCCUCACACUCGUCGUCAUCGCGGAGCCUUGUCCAGCUUGGGCCUCUUGACUCACAAAAGGGCCUCUCCCUGGGAUCGCCCGGCCUCCCGCUACUCGAGCUCUCGCCCGGCCUCCCACUACUCGAGCUCUCGCCCGACCUCCUCCGCCCGCCGGUGGUCUCGCCAACCCAGACGCGGCCAUGCAAGCGGCAGCGGAGGUCGUCGCUCGGCGCGGGAGCGCUGAACACACCGCCAAUCAUUUCGGGCGGUGGUCCGCCGCUCACGCUCUCGUCGUCGGCUCGGUCGUCUGCAGAGAAUAUUGCGCUCUCGCCGCGUACGCUGGCAGCGCACAUGGAGAGCCGGCGUCCGCAGUCGCUCUCGGGUUCGCCGCCCUCGGCCGGCUUGCACUCGGCGCCGGUCCUCUCGGGCCGCUCGCGCAGGCGCAACCUCUCGCCACGCUCGCUGCGGGCGUCCACCAUGGGCGGUGCCACUGAAGGCCCGUCGAUGGAGGCGCCCAUGCUCGGCCCCAUUUUUGAGGACGCUCGCCCCGUCAUCUGCACAAUGGACAUGUUCCCGCCGCGCCGUACUGGGCGCCGCGCUACCACUGCCGCCGCCGGCAACGUUGGGGUCGACGUCGGGGUUGACGUUGACGACGACCUCUCCCGUGCCAUGUCCUCGCUCUGGGGCUCGUCACGCCGCUCGCCGCCAUGUUCUAAGUCCUCCGGCAAGCGCUCAAACCCCUCGUCCUCGGAUCCUCAGCACGCGACCCUCUCACGCACCCACUCGGCGUCGCUCGGUUCGGCGCCGCGUGGCUUUGCUUCGCUCUCUGAAGUCUCCGACUCGGACUCCUAUGACGACGAUGACAUCGACUUUAUUGCUGAUGUGCUUGCGUCCGACUCGUCCGACUCGUAGCUAGCUGCCUCUUCUUCUGGCCACCUACAUCAAACAGUCCUGAACACA
Molecule: messenger RNA, 1696 nt
Organism: Thecamonas trahens ATCC 50062
Lineage: Eukaryota; Apusomonadida; Apusomonadidae
Exons: 2
Coding region: 452-1648 (398 amino acids)
Source: RefSeq, a predicted model, not a curated record